Molecule: messenger RNA, 1408 nt
Organism: Sycon ciliatum
Lineage: Eukaryota; Metazoa; Porifera; Calcarea; Leucosolenida; Sycettidae
Product: ADP-ribose pyrophosphatase, mitochondrial-like
Exons: 7
Coding region: 33-1001 (322 amino acids)
Molecular function (GO): ADP-ribose diphosphatase activity
Source: RefSeq, a predicted model, not a curated record
ACAUUUUUAUUUUUACCACCAUCCCUUUCUUAAUGGUAAACCUACUUGCAUCGUUACGCAGUGGCUUUGCUCUUGCUUUCAAGAACGUGCCAGAGUCGCGAGUGAAUGCUUAUGUUUCUAGUGGUUGUAGCCUGAAACCAACACUUGUGGCAGCCAUGAUGUUGCACACAAAGGCUAGGCAAGCUCAAUAUCCUGGAGCUGGGGAUGAUAUACAGCGAUUCCAAAUCAGUGAUGAUCAUGUCAGCUGGGACAGCAACUGUGCUGAAUACACUCCGGUUAAUUACACUGCUCCAGUUGUUCUCAAGCAGCCUGUCUGGGCCGACACAGACAUCAGGUCGGGCAGUGCACAGCAGAUCGCAUUCAACACACUGGACGGCAAGAUUGACAGACGUAGCCGCAAUGGCGAGUAUAGUGUGGUAGAUGGCGUUCCGCAAAAUCCAGCUGGACGAACGGGCAUGACUGGCCGUGGCUUGCUAGGACGCUGGGGGCCAAAUCAUGCAGCCGAUCCUAUUGUCACCAGGUGGCGAAGAGAUGCUGGUGGAAAGGUUGAAGAGAAGAACGGUCAACGAGUGCUGGAAUUCGUGUCGAUACAACGUGCUGACUCCGGUGCAUGGGCCAUACCUGGUGGUAUGGUAGAUCCUGGAGAGAACGUCUCGGCCACAUUGAAACGAGAAUUUGGUGAAGAGGCGCUCAACUCGCUUGAAUCAGAUGAAGGUGUGCGCAAAGAAAUGGAGAAGAAACUUGAUGGUAUAUUUCACAGUGGCGAAGAGGUGUACCGUGGUUAUGUUGAUGAUCCGCGUAACACGGACAAUGCCUGGAUGGAAACCGUAGCUGUCAAUUUCCAUGACGACACAGGAGAAACGCUUGGAAAGUUCCAACUUCAAGCCGGUGAUGAUGCCAAGGCAGUGCGAUGGCAAGCCAUUGACAGUGACAUGGCCAUGUAUGCUAGUCACAAAUUCUUCUUGCAGAAAUCUGCAGAAUUAAGAGGUGCCAAUUUCUGAGUUGUUCCUAGUUGUUUUUUAUUAGCGAUGCUGGCUGGUUUCCUUGCAUCUAGCCGUUUUAUACUUUCCUCGUCUUCCGACUCCUAUUCUUCAUGUAGUCUAUAUUUGUAGUUGAAUAGCAUUCCAAAUGUAGUUGGCCAUCUAUACAUGUCCGUGGCUAUACUGCAAUGUUGUGUACUUCAUACAUGUAGUGUAGAGUAGACCACUGCACAUGCAGUUUGCAGCGAAUGAAAACGUCGAGCUUCUCCUGCUCAUUGUAAUGAUACUGUUGCAAAGUUUCCGUUUCUGUUUAUUUUUAUAUUGGUCAAGUACCUUUACUUUUCUUCACGAAACUCCUCUCCACUGAUCCACUUUCGGUUUUUCAUAAUAAUUGUAUCUUCUUCUAAAAAAAGGUCUUUCACCCUUCA